AUGCAAGGACUCAGGGCCAAAUUUAGGGUGGCCGCAGUGGUUGCGUUAACUCUUUGGAUUGCGCUGCUCGGUUUGUAUUCACUUUUGAAGCCAAUCUCCAAUGGAUGCGUCAUGACUUACAUGUAUCCGACUUACAUUCCCAUCUCCGCCGCGGGUGAUGCUGCUGCUGCUUCCGGUAAGUAUGGUUUGUACCUUUACCAUGAAGGCUGGAAGAAGAUCGAUUUCGACGAGCAUUUGAAGCAGCUUAGUGGCAUUCCCGUUCUUUUUAUCCCUGGAAAUGGUGGCAGCUUCAAACAGGUAAGGUCUGUGGCUGCUGAAUCAGAUAGGGCAUACCAAGGAGGUCCGCCAGAGAGCACAUUUCAUCAUGAGGCUGGUUUGACUUCUGAGGAGGGGAGAGCGGACACGCAUUUGGCUGGCUUUGAAUUGCCCACCCAAUACAAGAAUAGGCUAGACUGGUUUGCUGUGGACCUUGAAGGUGAACAUUCUGCAAUGGAUGGUCAGAUACUUGAAGAACACACUGAAUAUGUUGUGUAUGCCAUCCACAGGAUUUUGGAUCAGUAUAAGCAUUCCCAUGAUGUCAGAGAAAAGGAAGGUGCUGCCGCAUCUAGUAGUUUGCCAAAGAGUGUGAUAUUGGUUGGUCAUUCCAUGGGCGGUUUUGUUGCUAGAGCUGCUAUGAUCCAUCCCCGUCUGAGGAAGGCUGCUGUUGAGACUAUUCUUACACUUUCAACCCCACAUCAGUCACCUCCAGUGGCACUACAACCAUCAUUGGGCCACUAUUUUGAGCAUGUUAACCUUGAAUGGAGGAAGGGGUAUGAGGUCCAGAGUACUCAUGCUGCAUCAUAUGUUACCGAUCUCUCCAAUGUUAUUGUUGUCUCAAUCUCCGGUGGUUAUAACGAUUACCAGGUGCAAACAAAGUUAGAAACCCUAGACGGGAUUGUGCCUCCUACACACGGAUUUUUUAUUAGCAGUACCAGCAUGAGAAAUGUAUGGCUAUCCAUGGAGCACCAGGCUAUUUUGUGGUGCAAUCAACUGGUUGUACAAGUAUCACAAACUCUCCUCAACUUGGCAGAUACAAAAACAAGUGUUCCAUUUCCUGAAAGACAAAAAAGACUUUCCGUAUUCGCUAGGAUGCUUCGUAGUGGGAUACCUGAUGCUUUCCAAUGGACAAGUCAGCCGGAUUCAAAUGUUCAUGGUGGUCAAGUGGCUAGGUUACCUGGUUGCCCCAACAAUCUUACAUGGAAAGAUGAUGGGCUAGAGAGGGAUCUGUAUAUCGAAACUAGUACAGUGACAGUCUUGGCAAUGGAUGGAAGAAGAAGGUGGCUGGACAUACAUAAAUUGGGAUCAGACGGGAAGAGUCACUUUGUGUUUGUAACUAAUCUUGCUCCAUGUUCUGGGGCGAGACUUCACCUGUGGCCUGAAAAAGGCAAGUCAAAUUCAGUCUCGCCUUCAGACAAAAGGGUUAUCGAGAUUACAUCCAAGUUGGUGCAGAUUCCAUCAGGACCAGCUCCAGUACAGAUGGAGCCCGGUAGUCAGACUGAACAAGCACCUCCAUCUUCUGUACUUCGUCUAACUCCUGAAGAUAUGCAAGGCUUCAGAUUCUUGACAAUUUCAAUUGCUCCUCGUCCGAUUGUUUCAGGCCGACCUCCACCAGGAGCUUCUAUGGCAGUUGGCCAAUUCUUUGAUGCGAAGGAUGGAGAAAGAGUGUUAUCUGCUCCAGCACUUCUUCUAUCUGCUUAUUCUUCAAAGGAUGUAGUGCUGGAAGAGGAUCAUCCUAUUGCUCUUAAUUUAUCCUUUGAUAUCAACUUAGGGCUUUUGCCAACUUCACUCUCUCUGAAAGCUACUGGUUGCGGAAUACAAAGGUCCGGGCUUCCUGAUGAAGAGGCUGGAGACAUGGAUAACAGUAAGCUUUGCAAAUUGCGUUGCUUUCCACCUGUUGCUUUGGCAUGGGAUUCAACAUCCGGGCUUCAUGUAUUUCCAAAUGCGUACAGUGAAACAGUUACAGUUGACUCAUCACCAGCACUUCUGAGUUCCUCUCCAGGAUCAGGAAAAACCUCCGUGCUGUUACUCGUUGAUCCUCAUUGUUCUUAUGAAUUGACCUUUGCUGCUUCUCUAACAUCAGCUGCUGGCAAAUUUUUGCUUCUUUAUAGUUCACAGAUAGUGGGUUCCUUCUUUGCAGUGAUAUUUUUUGCUCUAAUGCAGCAAGUGCGUGCAUGGGAUCUUGAUUUGCCUAUACCAUCAGUACUUACAGCCAUGGAGUCCAAUUUGAAGAUGCCUUUGCCGUUUGCGCCUUUAGGCUUCAGCCCCCUCCUACUUUCAUUAUUUGUUUGUGUGCUAAAUUCACAGCCUCUUCCGCCGCUUGUAAGCUUCAUUGCUGUCUCCAUAAUUUGCUAUUUAUUAGCAAAUGGGGUUGGAGCCAUACUGGUCUGGAUGUCCCAAUUCCUCUUUUAUGCAGCCGCUCUCACGCAUGUGUUCAUCAAGUCAAGGUGGCAACAAUGGGAAACUAAAUUUUGCUUUGCAUAUCUUCGUUGGUUUAUUACUCUUUCAUCUGGUUUCUUCUCACUGAAGGCCAUGAGGGUAAUAAGAGGCAGCCCGUCAGUACUCACUGCGCUAAUGGCAGUUACACUUGGGUCUUUCAUCCACCCGGCAUUGGGUUUACUCACCCUCCUGUUAGCUCAUGCUAUAUGCUGUCAUAAUGCGUUAUGCAGUUUUUUGACAGCUUCAUUUCGCAGCCACACACGAAAGAAGGAAUUCCUUGGUCACGAGGACAAAGAUAAAGAAAUAUCUUGGCAGCAACCUUUGUCGAAGCAUGAAGUUGCCGGAGUCAACCAGAGCGUCCUAUUAGAAGAGAACAGCAGCUCUGACAGCCCAAACAGUUCGAAGAGCUUCAGCGACACACAAUUGGAGAUCUUUCAUCACCGGCAUGGUUUGCUGAUACUACAUCUCAUGGCAGCCCUAAUGUUUGCCCCUUCUUUCGUGGCUUGGUUGCAGAGAAUAGGCAUGGGUGGCCAUAGCUUCCCGUGGUUCCUUGAUUCGACAUUAUGCAUCGGCGUCAUUCUCCACGGCGUAUUAUGCUCGAAUCCAGAGUUCAGCUCCUUGUUCUCCUUCCCCAGGAUGAUAUGGAAGGAACUUCGAUUGGAUUUUGUGUAUCUCAUCGCCGGCAUCUAUUCGUAUAUGGCGGGGCUAGGGUCGGCCCCCUACAAAGUCUUCUACCCGAUUGCAUCCAUAGGGUUCUUGGCAUUCGCUCUGAAGAUGUCGCAGCUAAGGAACAAGGAUAAUGGAGAGUCUCGUCUUGGCCGACGGAAAAAGCAUUCCCAUCGACACUGA
Molecule: messenger RNA, 3324 nt
Organism: Linum trigynum
Lineage: Eukaryota; Viridiplantae; Streptophyta; Magnoliopsida; Malpighiales; Linaceae
Source: the annotation of a GenBank genome assembly